Epinephelus lanceolatus (giant grouper) is the source of this 1608-nucleotide messenger RNA. It is a transcript of the gene sfxn5a, whose product is annotated as sideroflexin 5a. Gene Ontology annotation, molecular function: citrate transmembrane transporter activity; monoatomic ion transmembrane transporter activity. The record is from RefSeq and is a predicted model, not a curated record. NCBI's taxonomy places the organism in Eukaryota, Metazoa, Chordata, Actinopteri, Perciformes, Serranidae. Gene Ontology annotation, biological process: citrate transport; mitochondrial transmembrane transport; monoatomic ion transport. Gene Ontology annotation, cellular component: mitochondrial inner membrane.
CAGUGAACAGCUGAGUGUUGACCGCGCAGCAGCUCUGCAGCCUGAAGUUUGAUCAAACACCGCUUUUAUAACCGUACAGAGGAAGAGGAGGAGGAAGAGGAGCACAGCUGUGUGUGUGUGUACGCGCGCGUGUGUGUGUCUGCAGCAACAUGUCUGAGUAUGACACCUUCCAGCUCGGCAGGUCCCGAUACGACCAGAACACGUUUUUCGGUCGGUUCAGGCACUUCCUGGAUGUGAUUGACCCCAGGACGCUCUUCGUCACCGAGAGACGUCUGCAGGAGUCUGUGGAGCUGCUCCACCGCUUCAGACAGGGAACUCUGCCUCCAGGUGUGACGGAAGCUCAGCUCUGGCAGGCUCAGAAAAUAAAACAGGCCAUCAUCCACCCUGACACGGGGGAGAAGAUCCUCAUGCCCUUUCGGAUGUCAGGUUUCAUCCCGUUCGGCACACCAGUGGUCGUUGGUCUCCUUCUCCCAAAUCAAACGUUGGUGUCAACAGUCUUCUGGCAGUGGUUAAACCAGAGUCACAAUGCCUGUGUGAACUACUGCAACCGCAACGCCUCCAAGCCAGCUGCAGCCUCCAAAUUCAUCCAGGGAUACCUCGGAGCAGUGACCAGCGCGGUCUCCAUUGCUGUCGGGUUGAACGUGUUAAUCCAGAGAGCGAGCAGCUUCAGCCCAACGACAAGGCUCCUGGUGCAGAGGUUCAUCCCCUUCCCAGCAGUGGCGAGUGCAAACGUCUGCAACGUGGUGCUCAUGAGACACUCGGAGCUGUCGGAGGGCAUCAGCGUCCUCGACGACAACGGGAAUGUGGUGGGAACAUCAAAAGUGGCUGCCAGGCAUGCACUUUUAGAGACAGCUCUGACCAGAGUGGUGCUGCCCAUGCCGAUCCUGAUGCUCCCGCCCAUGAUCAUGGCUGUUCUGGAAAAGCUUCCUCUGCUGCAGCGACGGCGGAGACUCGUCCUGCCCGUCCACAGUCUGGUGUGCCUCGCUGCCUUCAGCCUGGCUCUGCCUCUCGCCAUCAGUCUCUUCCCACAGAUGUCACAGAUCAGCGUGAAUCAACUUGAGCCUGAGAUCACCAUGGCAACAGAUUGUAAGAUUGUGACAUACAAUAAAGGCCUGUGAGUGAACUCCGCUGCCCGACAGACGCCGCUCGUCGUGGGUUAAACCUGCCGACGCUGCCAGAGAGUGACUGAUGGUAAAUUUGGCUGUGAGAAGUUCACAAACGUUUACAGAGACAAGGCUGUUUAUAUUGUUGUUUACACCAACACGGUGACUGUGAGAUAAGCACUAACACGUGAAGACAUAUUGUGAUAUAGGAAAACAUACAUGAUGACACCUCAGGAAGCAUCAUCACUGUUGUAACAUGAACACUAACCAAAGACAUGGUCUGAAAUAUCUGAGCCAGCUGCUCCGUCUGUGCCGCAGAGACGCAUCGCUGAGUGAGCUUCACUGGUGUCUGUCUUUUUAACAUUGAACAUUAACUUCAAUAUUAACAAACAUGCUCAGGAAUAGGAGAGUGACGACAGGAGCAUGCUUGUAGUCAUGUCUGAAUUAUAAACACUGUGAAUGAAAUCAGGAUUAACUAAUAAAAAUAAAAAUGUAUUUUUAUGAA